CGUCUGCUUGUCCGAACAUGCCUGCAAUCGACGACUUUCUGACAAAACAGAUCUACAUAGACAAGAAUCUCGUGACGUUUCGAUCGCUCAGUCGCCAGUUCGGUCUCCAUGUCAAUGCCGCAAAGAACGAGCUAGCUAGGUUCCACAGCAGCUCUGUUACUACAGAAACGCGCUCCUUCGCCACAUAUCUCGUCUCCGGCGAACUCUUCUCACAACCUCGUACGAGCCCUAAUGGCGCCACACAGUCAACUGAAGAAAGUAUGGAUGUGGAUGCAGACCUGGCUGAUACCGUAGGUGAGGGAGAGGAAGGUGAAGAGGAAGUGCCCACAACCACUAUGACGCUUGUCGGCGAGAAGGACCUCGAAGGCGCAAAGUCCAAGUACGCGCGUAUAUACUCCGUACACGUAUACUGUUUGAGCCCCUCGCCUCUCACGGAUGCCGGCCUUAUCUGCGACCCGUCAGCGGUUGUAUAUAAAGCAGACGCAGUAGAUGCCCCCACUUCUUCUAUUGCCCUUGGUCGUAUCGUAGGACCUGAUGUUCGCAUCGGCAAAGUCCCUCCUCCCGUCGCAUCCUCGUCCAAAGCUCCUGAGCCUAUCAGUCGCAAACCAACUCUGAAAGCGAAGACUGAAGAUACCAAGUCCCCAGACCAAGACAAAGGCAAGGGUAACACGAUCAAGCCUAAGGCGUCUGGUAAGCUGGACUGGAGCAAGGCAAAGAAGUCGUCCGAGGCUGUCAAGAAAGAGAAAGACGUCAAAGUGAAGAAGGAAGAGUCGCCCGUACGCCUGGUAAAGGCGGAGACCCCCUUCAAAUCUGAGAGCGAGUCUCCACAAGACGGUAGCAAGCGCGGCGUGAAGCGGAAAGCUGCACUCCCAACAGCGUCCGACACAGAAGAGAAGCCGAAGGUGAAGGAGGAGAAAUCCAAAGUCACCCCGGCGCACGAUCUCAAGCUGAGGAGGAAUCGCAUCUUGUCCGAUGACGAAGAUGAGGACUACGCCCAUCCGCUCAAGCUGCAGGCUAAGAGGAAGUCCAAGGUCCCAGCCGCUAUUGACGCGUUCGAAUCCGAUGCCGAGCGGAGCCUGCGCGCGAUGAUGGACAUGGACGAUGACGACGUGGAAUUGGCCUCCAAGAGCCGCCCCAGACCAAACCCCAAGCUCAUACCCACGGUCCCAAGCGACGAGGACAUCGAGAUGGCUGCCUCAGAGCCGGAGCCCGUUCCCCCCUCGGAACCGGAGCGGGACGACGAGGACAUGGAGAUGGAACUGGAAGAAGACAUACCGAAGCCAAAGCCCCAGCCAAAGAAGAAGGCGGCAAAGAAGGCGUGGCCCGUCGGGCGCAACGGCCUGAAGAAAAAGCGGAUAGUGCGGUCGCGCGUCACUACGGAUGCGAAGGGGUACAUGGUCACGGAGAAUUACUCAGAGUACGAGUCUGUGGAUGAAGAGGAGGCGGCGGCGGAAGAGGCGAAGAAGGUGCCGAAGGGGAAGAAGGCGUCUGCCACUAAGCCCAAGAAGGGCGACGCCGAGGAGAGGGCAAGCGCGCCGAAGCCCAAGCCCGUCGCGCGUUCGGACAGCGUCAAGAAGCGGGCGGGGGGAAGACCCAGCGCGCAGGGCAGCUUGAAGGACUUCUUUGGGAAGCCAAAGAGUUGA
Messenger RNA from Dichomitus squalens LYAD-421 SS1, 1643 nucleotides. RefSeq lists its product as uncharacterized. The record is from RefSeq and is a predicted model, not a curated record. Gene Ontology annotation, molecular function: DNA-directed DNA polymerase activity. Lineage: Eukaryota; Fungi; Basidiomycota; Agaricomycetes; Polyporales; Polyporaceae. The transcript has 9 exons. Gene Ontology annotation, cellular component: nucleus; delta DNA polymerase complex. The coding region runs from base 18 to 1643 and encodes 541 amino acids. Gene Ontology annotation, biological process: DNA replication; DNA strand elongation involved in DNA replication; nucleotide-excision repair, DNA gap filling.